AUGAAGCUAGCCAUGACUCUCAGACACCUGGCUACAGGAGACCAGUAUCACACCAUCCAGUAUGACUUCCGGUGUGGCUACAGCACAGUGGUAUGGAUUGUGCAGGAAGUCUGUCAGGCCAUCAUACAGGAGCUGAAGGAUGAAGUCAUGCCACUGCCAAGGACCCAGGAGGACUGGAAAGACAUUGCCCAGCAGUUCCAAUAUCGGUGGAAUGUUCCUCAUGCCCUGGGGGCCUUGGAUGGCAAGCACAUAGCCAUCAGGAAACCACACAACUCAGGCAGUGUGUUCUUCAACUACAAAGGUUUUUUCUCUGUGGUGCUGAUGGCCCUGGUGGAUGCGGACUAUAAAUUCAUCUGGAUAGACACUGGUGGAGAAGGUCAUCAAUCCGACGCACAGCUGUUUGGUGCUUCAGAACUGAAAGAGUCCAUUGAUGACAACACCAUAAACUUCCCGGACAGCGAUCCCUGCCCAAUGAUGACAGAGACACACCCUACUACAUCCUGGGGGAUGAUGCUUUUCCUCUGA
Messenger RNA from Haliotis rubra (blacklip abalone), 525 nucleotides. RefSeq lists its product as uncharacterized. The record is from RefSeq and is a predicted model, not a curated record. Bases 1 to 525 code for a protein of 174 amino acids. The transcript has a single exon. NCBI's taxonomy places the organism in Eukaryota, Metazoa, Mollusca, Gastropoda, Lepetellida, Haliotidae.